AUGGCCAAGAAGAAACCUUCAAAGGCCUCGAAGAAAGGUGCUUCGACGUCUAGUAUCAAUCAAAAAUAUUGGAGCAAUUACAGCAUCGACAAGUUGAUCCAGCAAUGCAAGUCACGUCAGAUCGCUGUCCCGGCCCAGAAGUUAAAGAGGCAAGAGUAUGUCGACAAGAUCGAAGAGAGUCUGGUAAGGUUUGGCGACAACGGCCCUAGGGACUGGAACAAGCUCACAGUCGAGGAUCUCAAGCACGAAUGCAGCCUCCGUAACAUUGAUACCACCGGUCUGAAGAAGCAAGGUCUCCUUGAGAAGCUUGACAAGGGCAAUGCAAAGAAUGGCGGCAAAGAGCCAACCGGUCCUCGACAGACGACCACCCAGACAUCGAAUGAUCAGCAGACCCAAGAAAUCCCGUCGGCAAACGCAGAUAGAGACUACGACCACUGGGACUACAGGACUCGUCUUUUGCCGGCAUGGAAGACGCUUGGUAUCAAGAGCAGGAAGGCCGUUGAUAUCAUCCAAGCGCUCAAAGACCGCGACAAGAAAGAAUCGGCCCAAGGCGGAAGGAACCCAGAGCAGCCGACAGGAGCGCCAGAGCCGCCACCGGGAACGCCAGAACAGGCUGCUGGCAACGAGACACACCCAGCUGCACCAGGCACCUCUCCAGGACAGGCUGGCGGACAACAUGGCGCUACUGCGGAGGGAACGCUCGCGAGUCCCACAAGUUCUACAGGGUCAGCUUUUCAUAGAGAGUCUGCACCACCAGAUCCCACCAGACCAGUGAAGACGCCUGUGGAAGCGCUGGAAGCAGCCAGAUCCGAUAUUGUCUCACAAUCCCACGGCAUCGGAAUCAGCAAUCCCUCGCAUCUGUGCUACCGCAAUGUCCUGUUCAUCAUGUUGCUGCACUGCAAUCGGCUUCUGUCCUGGAUUGAACACAGACAUAUUCCGAACUUGGAAGGAGCGGGACUCGUCCUUCAGAUCAAGCAUCAACGGGAUGCUUGGGGUGAGGACGGGAGACCGUACACCGACAUCUGGUGCGAGUUCCUGCAAUUAGCCAACGUCUACUGGCGCGGCGACGGCACCGAUCAAAGCACGAUUGACGAAGCGAUGAGAAGGUUCUGGGCAUAUCUCACCAGUGAUACCCGACAACUCGAAGUCGGAGAGGAGCCCAAUAAUUAUACAUGCCCGUUCAAGGACGAGACCAGGGAACAUGACGUCCCUCAGCUCUUCGAAUGGCUGGUAGACCUCAGCGUCCGGCAAUUGGACAGUUAUUUGACUUGGUGGGGUUACGAGACGACAUGGAGCGAAGCGAUCCUGAACAGGAACGUGAAAGAACUCAUGACCGUCUAUCAAUCGGUGCAUAACCCGUGUUCGCAGCGGCGCCGUGUCAAACACCGCAAAUCGAAGCUCGAAGAAGGCCAGAUGCUGCGUGUCGAGAUACCGCCAGCACGCGCGCGUGGUGGGCAGCCGAAUCUGACGUUGGUGCAGUGUCUUGAGCACGGCGAGAACUUCGAAAUGGACCCUUGCACUUGUGCGCCCAUAUCACCCCGCGAGAAUAUCGGCGACGACACCGUCGAGGCCAACCAGACACCAAGGCGUGCCUGGAGUAAGAUGUGGUACACGCCUGAAGUGUUGUUUGUGCAGCUCAAGCGCUUCAAGGUGCGGACCGCUCCCAACGGCGGGGUUCGCUUUGACAGACACGGCAACGUGAUUUAUGAAAAGGACCAGAGCCGAAUUGAGAUCCCCGAGGAACUCGACCUGGCGCCUUUCCUCGAGGAGAAGGGUCAAGCUGGCGAUUUGUCCACGAAGUACACGCUUGUGGGCAUCGUCAGUCACCAGGGAUCGCGUGAUGGGGGCCACUACAUCACCAACGUGCGCAGGGGCGACGAUUGGCAGGAGUUCGACGAUGACAGGGUCAAGAAGACGUCUCUCAAGGCCGUCAUGGACCAAAAGCGCCGGUUUACUCCCUACGUCCUGCUGUACGAGAGGAUUCCAGAGGAUAGCCAGCGUGGUGGCGUCGAUGUUAAUGCACAAAGCAACGCCGACGGCAGCGAGCACGACGACGCCAAUGGCAAUUCUAGAGCUGGUCCCAGUGCCCGUGGUGACGGUCGAGCGCGAAACACGCGCAACACGAGGGCACACAACGCCGCCAACCGCGUCGCUAAGGCCAGCAACGGGGGCAACAAACUGAACCGAGUGGCCAGCAACAACAAUCGCCGAGGGGGCAACCAUCCCGCAGCUAGAGAAGCGCUCCAAGCCAAACCUUCUCUCUUCACAUCGCCAUACGUGCAAGGUAUGCUCGGCGCAGUCUUCAACAAGCUCGAGAAGUACUUUCGCAAGGAAAUCCGAGACGAGCUCGUCGCCCUUCAAGAGGCGGAAGAACAUUAUCGGGAAGCCAAUACCCGGGACGUCCUCAUGGAUUACUUUAUCCGCAGAGAGGCCGACAUGCUGGCGACGCAACAAGAGCAAGCCGGCCAGAUUGACAGUCUGGAGUCCUACGUCGCGAGUCUGGAGGAGCGGCACUCCGAGCUGGUAAGCUUUGUCAACCACGUCGACCCGGCCGCGCUCACCGCGUUUGCACGCAAGAGACGCCGUGAAGAGGUCUACGAUGGCGAUGGCGACUUGGGCAAUGGUUGGAUUCCGCCCAGCAAGAGGUCCAAGCGUAACAGGGGGCAUACCUCCAGCAUGGACGUCGUAGUGGAUAGUGACUAUGACACCGCCGGCAUGUUUACAUCUGAAGGGCUUCGAGACAAAAUUCAGCACACACACGGUGCAUACGGCUCCAACGGCCGUCUUCAGGCGACACACGAUGAGAUCCACGAUGCGGACACCGAGCUCCCUGACUACGUCACAUCCGAGGAGGAGGAGGGAGAGGCGGAGAUUGUCGAUGAGACUGACUCCCAGAGCGCGUCCAUGUCCAUAUCAUUGUCCGGACACGAGGAUGCGCACGGGUCUGGAGACGAAACCCAAGAUGAAACAGCCGCAGCACCCCAGGCACAAAUUGACGCCACACUCCUCGAAGAAGACCACCCCGCCAGCCUCGCGGACGUGGAGAUCGACUACGCGCUGCUCAUGCAGGAAUGCGACGUCGCCAAGCGUGCCUUUGCCGACGACUACGCUGCCGAACAUAAUAUCAUUCGCGGCCAGGGGCCGUGGAGCUGGAUGGGACCCCAACAUCAGCAGCACUUCGAAGCGCAACUGGCGGAGUUUCUAGUCGAUUGGCAAGAGAGGGCGUACGACAGAGUAAUAAAGGAGGGGGAGGAGGCAGAUCGGCGGAGGAACCAGCUCGACACAGAGGGGAUGGCCAUGCCCACGUACACGCCAAGGUCGCCUCGCCAUGUCGCCGAGACAGGCCCGGCCUACUCGUACUCAUACUCAUACUCCUACCCUCACCCCUACGCCUACCACGACUCGUCCUGGCGCCCGUACACGCCAGUCCACACGGACGACUCGCCAAGUCGGCGGUUCUACUCUAUCGGCAAGACUUCUCGAUCCCAUGGUAAGCCCGAUCUCGAUUGCGAUUCCAAAUCAAGAGCUACCCCUGGCGCCAGAGGUCAUGGUCAAGGUCUCAAUACGACGAGUAUGGGUAAGGCGAGCCCUACGGACGGGCGAUCCUCCGCGAAGACGACACUCAAGCACAGUCCGCAAAGCACUCGCACCCGCAGUCGGUAUCACAGUCGGAUCCUAACCCCGCCUGUGUCGCCCCGAUUUCGCCCUUGGCGCCUACCCAGCCCUAAGCCCGGUGCGCCGGCCUGGGAGCCCGCCACGCCGGAGGACCAAAAUACGUGGUACACGCCACCGCCGCCUCGACGCCGAUCUCCUCGCGGCUUAUCUGAGCGCGAGAAGUCGUCCUUACUGCGAAAGGGACGGACCCCUGGUUUAGGAUACGGUGAGCGAAAUGAGACAUGGCGGUUCGGUCCGCAGUUUGGGCGGAGUGAUCUGACGCGUGUGGAUUGGCCUUGGGCCAAGCGCGAACAGGCCCUGGGUGGGACAACGACGGCAAUGGGGCCGGCGGAGGCGGACUGGUGGUAG
Cladophialophora carrionii CBS 160.54 is the source of this 4023-nucleotide messenger RNA. RefSeq lists its product as uncharacterized. Bases 1 to 4023 code for a protein of 1340 amino acids. The record is from RefSeq and is a predicted model, not a curated record. Gene Ontology annotation, molecular function: cysteine-type deubiquitinase activity. Gene Ontology annotation, biological process: protein deubiquitination. The transcript has 2 exons. NCBI's taxonomy places the organism in Eukaryota, Fungi, Ascomycota, Eurotiomycetes, Chaetothyriales, Herpotrichiellaceae.